UGGGGCCGGCCAUGGUCAUGGAGGUGGGCACGCUUGACGCCGGAGGCCUGCGGGCGCUGCUGCGGGAGCGCGCGGCGCAGUGCCUGCUGCUGGACUGCCGCUCCUUCUUCGCGUUCAAUGCCGGCCACAUCGCCGGCUCCGUCAACGUGCGCUUUAGCACCAUCGUGCGGCGCCGUGCCAAGGGCGCCAUGGGCCUGGAACACAUCGUGCCCAACGCCGAGCUUCGCGGCCGCUUGCUGGCUGGCUCCUACCACGCCGUGGUUCUGCUGGACGAACGCAGCGUCGCUGUGGACGGCGCCAAGCGCGACAGCACCUUGGCCCUGACUGCCCUGAUCAAUGUUUCGGCCAAUUGCCCCAACCACUUUGAGGGCCACUACCAGUACAAGAGCAUUCCUGUGGAGGACAACCACAAGGCGGACAUCAGCUCCUGGUUCAACGAGGCCAUAGACUUCAUAGAUUCCAUCAAGAAUGCAGGGGGAAGGGUGUUUGUCCACUGCCAGGCGGGCAUUUCCCGGUCAGCCACCAUCUGCCUCGCUUACCUCAUGAGGACUAACCGGGUGAAGCUGGAUGAGGCCUUUGAGUUCGUGAAGCAGAGGCGAAGCAUCAUCUCCCCCAAUUUCAGCUUCAUGGGCCAGCUGCUGCAGUUCGAGUCCCAGGUGCUGGCCCCGCACUGCUCCGCCGAGGCCGGGAGCCCUGCCAUGGCUGUGCUAGACCGGGGCACCUCUACCACCACCGUCUUCAACUUCCCCGUCUCCAUCCCUGUCCACUCCACGAACAGUGCCCUCAGCUACCUUCAGAGCCCCAUCACCACCUCCCCCAGCUGCUGAAAGGCCCUGGAGGUGAGGAGAUUCCAUCCCUCCAGGACCACAGGCUCUUCCUCCAGAAGAGAGGCAGUAACUCCAGAGAUGGGCUUGUGGGUGCUGGUCCUUAUUUAUUUAAUUUCACCCAAGUUCCCUGGGUUCUGAGCAGUUGCCAUGGUGACAGCGUCAAGACAUUUGCUGAACUCAGCACAUUGCGGACCAAUACGCAGUGGGUACAUCAAGUCCCUCUGACAAAAUGGGGCAGAAGAGAAAGGACUCUGUGUGUGAGCUGCUUUCUCUUUGCUUGCUUCCGUUUUUUCUAGAAACUUGAUGCUUGACAUACCUACCAGUAUUACCAUUCCCGAUGACAUAUAUGUAUGAGAAUAUACCUUAUUUAUUUUCCCGUAGGCGGUCUGCCUUCACAAAUGUGUCUACUCCUAGAAGAACCAAAUACCUCAAUUUUUGUGUUCAGUACUGUACUAUCUUGUAAAUAGAUCUGAGCAGGUCUGUUCUCACCACUGGUGGAAAACACCAGUGUUGGUUUAUUUAGUUGCCAACAGUUGUGUGUUUGCUGGUUAUUUAUGACCUGAAAUAAUAUAUUCCUUCUUCUAAGAAGACAUUUUGUUAUAUAAGGAUGAAUUUUUUUAUACAACAGAAUAAAUUAUGUGAUUUCUA
This is a messenger RNA of Ictidomys tridecemlineatus (thirteen-lined ground squirrel), 1475 nucleotides long. The record is from RefSeq and is a predicted model, not a curated record. NCBI's taxonomy places the organism in Eukaryota, Metazoa, Chordata, Mammalia, Rodentia, Sciuridae.